Molecule: messenger RNA, 2456 nt
Organism: Capsicum annuum
Lineage: Eukaryota; Viridiplantae; Streptophyta; Magnoliopsida; Solanales; Solanaceae
Product: glyoxysomal fatty acid beta-oxidation multifunctional protein MFP-a
Biological process (GO): fatty acid beta-oxidation
Cellular component (GO): peroxisome
Molecular function (GO): NAD+ binding; (3S)-3-hydroxyacyl-CoA dehydrogenase (NAD+) activity
Source: RefSeq, a predicted model, not a curated record
UGCUACUGAGCUUGAAGGAGAAUAUUGAGGAAGCUAUGCGUAAAGAUAACGUGAAGGCAAUUGUCAUAACUGGUUCAAGAGGAAACUUCUCGGCAGGAUUUGAUGUAACAGCUUUCGGUGGAAGUCAACGGAGAAAAACACGAAAAGAACUUGGCUUCAUGUCGAUUGAAUUUAUCACCGACACAUUUGAAGCUGCGAGGAAGCCCAUUGUUGCUGCUGUUGAAGGUCUUGCUUUGGGAGGCGGAUUCGAAAUUGCACUAGCUUGCCAUGCCCGGAUAUCAACCUCCUCCGCAAAGUUAGGUCUUCCCGAACUUCAGUAUGGGAUUCUUCCGGGGUUUGGAGGAACACAACGACUUCCUCGGCUGGUUGGCCUUCCGAAGGCUCUUGAAAUGAUUUUGACGUCAAAGCGGGUAAGUGGAGAAGAAGCUUGCAGUAUGGGCCUAGUGGAUGCGAUGUCUCCGUCAGAUCGGUUGCUCGGAUCAGCUUGUCGAUGGGCUUUGGAUAUCUUAGAAUGUCGAAGACCAUGGUCUAUCAGUCUUUCCAGAACAGAUAGAUUAGCACCUCUUGCAGAAGCUAGGACGUUGCUCAAUUCCGCCAGAGCUCGGAUGCGUAAACAAAAUCCAAACGUUAUCCAUCCCUUGGUUUGUAUCGAUGUCAUUGAGCACGGUAUUCUGUGUGGCCCUCGUAAUGGACUAUGGAAGGAAGCAGAAGCUUUACAUGAACUUCGACAAUCUGAUAGUUGCCGGAGCUUAGUGCAUGUAUUCUUCGCAAAACAGCGCACUUCUAAGAUUCCUGGGAUUACUGAUACGGGAUUGCUACCGAGGAAGAUUAGAAAGGUUGCUAUACUUGGCGGGAGCUUGAUGAGUUCCGGAAUAGCAACAGCGCUGGUAUUCGCAAACCAUUAUGUAAUCAUGAAAUAUAUGGAUCAGAAAUCUCUGGAAAACGGCAUUGACGGAGUUAAAGCCGAUCUGGAAGGACGUUUAAAGGAAGGAAAGAUGACUCGAGAGCAUUAUGAAAAAGCGUGCGCGCUUUUAAGGGGUGUUUUGAGCUAUGAUACCUUCAAAGACGUGGAUCUAGUCAUAGAGGAUAUGCUUGACGUUGUCUCGUUGAAGCAACAAAUUUUUGCUGAUCUGGAUGAGUGUUGCCCACCUCGCUGCAUUUUUGCUUCAACUACUUGUAUAGUCGACUUAGAUUUGCUCGGAGAAAGGAUGAAAACAUGUCGGGAGAUUGUCGGAGUCCACUUUUUUAGCCCGCCCACUGCGACUGAUCUCCUGGAAAUUGUCCGAACAGAGAGGACAUCCCCUCAGGUGGUUGUUGAUCUGUUAAACUUUGGAAGGAGGAUUCGAAAGACUCCUAUCGUAGUUCAGGAUUGUACAGGUUUUGCAGUCAGACGUAUGUGCUUCCCCUACUUGCAGGCAGCGAUGUUUCUCGUUCAACAUGGUGCUGAUGUUUAUCAGAUUGAUAAGGCUCUUACUAGCUUCGGGAUGAAACUGGGUCCGUUUAGAAUGCUUGAUCGAGAUGGAUUCCAGUCUGCGGCUGUGUGUGAUGUGAAAUUCCUCGAGACUUUUCAAGAUAGAUCUUACGAAUCAAAUUUGAUUCCAAUCAUGCGGAAAAAUAACCGUGAAGGUGAAUCCACUCGCCAAGGCUUCUAUACGUACAAUGACAAGGGAGAGGCAAGCCCAGAUCCCGAAAUAUCAAAAUAUAUCGAGAUGACGAGAAGUAUGUCUGGUAUCACUAUUAAACCAAAGUUGGCAACGUUGUCUGAUGGAGAAAUUGUUGAGAUGAUUCUUUUCGCUGUACUGAAUGAAGCAUGUCUCAUGAUAUCAGACGCAGUUAUAGUGAAAUCCUCCGAUCUUGAUGUUGCUUCAGUUUUGGGUAUGGGAUUCCCCGAAUACAGGGGAGGCAUAAUUUUUUGGUCUCAGUCUGUUGGCUCGGAAUAUAUCUGUUCAAAAUUGGAAGAAUGGUCGAAGGAGUACGGAGAGUCUUUCAAGCCUUGUGCAUACUUAAUCGAACGAGCUUCCAAGAGAUGUUCUUUGGUGAGAAAUGGUGCGGAAAGUAAGCAGGCCAAGUCGCUUCUGUAAGACUGUGAUGACGACAACAACACAUCAUUCUAAUACGUGGUUCAUAUGUCAGACAUUGUGCGAUGUUGGUGUAAAUUCUCGUGCUUGUUGGAAUUCACACUCGCUACUCCGGUUGCUUGAUCUGUAUGUAGCAUUCACCUAACGGGAUCAUUGUGACUGAGACUGCAGUUUCGUGUUGUAUAAAGUAGGGAUGAUUGCUUCCAUUACUGGUUAAAAGGCUGCAUACGCACCACCCACCCCAAACUCCAGUCGUGGGGAUUACACUAGAUAUGUUGUCGUUGUUGUAGUACACUAGUACUUCAACUCUUCAAGUGCGAUAUACGUAGAAGGAGCUGGUCUAAGGUACUGUUUUCAGCAAAUGACUUUUUCGCUAUU